AUGAAUUCCUGGAAAAAGUUUGAACAAAGAGAUGAACGGAACGUGAAUAUGAGAGCCGUGGAAUGGAACACUUCCUUGUUGUCGAAAUUAGUUUACGGCCCUUCGAUAUCUAUAACUCCGAUUACAAAGCACACUAAGCCCAAAAACAAGCACAAACUAACUAAGAAAAAGUCGACUAAAAACGACGGGAUGAUAGUACAGAUGUUAGAUUCAGCCCAAGACGAUUUAUCUCCCAAAGAAGCAGAUCCUCUGGAGAUCAAACCCUCCUCGACGCAGGCCGUACACUGCGAGACUUGCGACGAGAUUUACGAAAAUAACGUGGCUUUUGCCCUUCAUUCCAUCGCACACAAUUCUGACAAUAAGUACUCUUGUCAUUUAUGCGACUACCGCAACAUUUUCAAGUACAACAUCGAAAUGCACAUCAAAGCCCACGAAGGCACCACCAAGUACAAAUGCGAAAUCUGCCAAAAAGCUUUCACUACCAGCACACAUGCCAUAGAACACAAAUACUUUCACACCGGUGAGAAACCCUUCCAGUGCGAAAUCUGCGGAAAACACUUCAUGUUCUCGUGGUUUUUGACGUCGCAUCGUCGCAUGCAGCACUGGGAAAUCAUCACUGGUACUCCUUUAGUGAAGUACGAUUGCACUGUUUGUAACAAACACUACACUUCUGCUACUGGUUUGCGGAGACACAAUAUGAGCAAACAUAAUGUUGCUGGAGUAGAGUCGUCGUUGCUGUGUGAUAUUUGUGGGAAGUGUUUGUCGAGCAAAGAAAAGUUGAAGUUCCAUAGACGGAUUCAUACAGGUUAUAAGCCGUUUGCUUGUGAGAUUUGCACUAAAAGUUUUUCGAGGAAGGAACUUUUGAAGGAACAUGAGAGGGUACACACUGGAGAGAAACCUUAUAUUUGCGACUUUUGUGGGAAAGGGUUUUCUCAGAGGUCACCUUUGAGGAUUCAUAAGCGGACGCACACGGGAGAACGACCGUACAUUUGUAGGAUUUGCGGAAAAGGGUUUAUUUCCAAAGGGGUCAUGGAUACGCACAUGAAAAGUACUCAUCAUUCGCUCCAUUACAACCACCCUACUCUUGUCAUAAAUGCCCAAAAGUUUUCGAAAACAAGAAGAAAUACCGGAAACAUGUCUGGUUCCACAAAGAAAGAACAUUUCACUAUCUUCAAAGAUUUGAGCUACUUUAAAAAACACGUGAAAAAACACCAGCGUAUCACUAAGACGUUCGAUUGCCCGGAGUGCUCUAGAACAUUUGACUACAAAAGCAGAUUAAAUGCUCAUAUUAAGAAAGUUCACACUAAUCCAGAAAACAACAAAAUGCUAAUUUGUGAUGAAUGUGGUAAGUGUAUAAGUGCACCGAAUGGCAUGGUGAAGCACAAAAGGAUACAUACUGGAGAGAAGACGCACGUUUGUGAACAUUGUGGGAAAGGUUUUGCUGGGAAGAACACGCUAAUAGCACAUCUCCGAGUGCAUACUAAAGAAAGACCAUUUAAGUGCAGUUAUUGUGAGAAGUCUUUUACACAAAAAGGUAGCCUUAACAUACACUGCAGGAUUCAUACUGGGGUUAAGCCGUAUAAAUGUGGUGCUGGUGAUUUUGUAAGGUUUCUUACUCAUCGCGUUGAAUUGUUGGAUCAGUUCCAGAGAAACAAAGGCAACAGGAUGAUUGUAUCCUUAUCCAAAUACUGGCAUCACCAUAGAUUACUAGUAGCCGUAACACGCCACAUUCUUGCUUUAGUCUUUUUACAAGCUUAUUUGAAAGCAGAAGUACACAGCAAUAAAAGAGCGCAGAUACCAGUAUUUGAAACAAUAUUCAGUGCGCAUGAGCACUACUUUCACAGCAUCAGAGGCGUCGAGAACGAACUUCCUUUACUCUUUGGACCUGUUUUGUACGUUCUUAUACUAACGUGA
Molecule: messenger RNA, 1914 nt
Organism: Zophobas morio
Lineage: Eukaryota; Metazoa; Arthropoda; Insecta; Coleoptera; Tenebrionidae
Product: zinc finger protein ZFP2-like
Exons: 6
Coding region: 1-1914 (637 amino acids)
Biological process (GO): regulation of transcription by RNA polymerase II
Cellular component (GO): nucleus
Molecular function (GO): DNA-binding transcription factor activity, RNA polymerase II-specific
Source: RefSeq, a predicted model, not a curated record